AUGUUGCCGUUACCGCAUAAAGAACGGUGGAGUAGGAAGACAGCCACUGCGGAGAGACAUUUGGCGGAGAGUAUUACAAACGAACAAGGUGUAGAUUGCGAAGCUGGUGGGGAUAGUGAUGCCGAAGAUGAAAUAAUAUCUUCACGUAACAGGACAUCGAGGAGCAGCAGAAGUAAUGAAUUUCUCGAAAGCGAUUUUGAUUCCGAUGAUUCUGCUCUAGAUAAAGAUUACACCCCAAGCAAUGAUUUUUCUGGAAAAUGUAGCAACUGA
Messenger RNA from Gryllus bimaculatus (two-spotted cricket), 270 nucleotides. NCBI's taxonomy places the organism in Eukaryota, Metazoa, Arthropoda, Insecta, Orthoptera, Gryllidae. The record is from the annotation of a GenBank genome assembly.